This is a messenger RNA of Andrographis paniculata, 1365 nucleotides long. RefSeq lists its product as uncharacterized. The transcript is spliced from 9 exons. The record is from RefSeq and is a predicted model, not a curated record. Gene Ontology annotation, cellular component: membrane. Bases 1 to 1365 code for a protein of 454 amino acids. Lineage: Eukaryota; Viridiplantae; Streptophyta; Magnoliopsida; Lamiales; Acanthaceae.
AUGAAUUCCUACCGAGGAUCGUUGCUGGCAAAACAUCUUGCGCUUAUCGCCAUAAUCAUAGCCUUAAACUUCACUCAAGUUUCAGGAACUCUAGCCGUGUCUAAAUGUUCGAAAGGUCGACUUUUAGCAGAACAAUCUAAGGACUUGGGAGAUACGGCGAGAGUAGAUCCAUUAGAUGGCUUGAACAAAUAUCGCGGAGGAUAUAACAUAACAAACAAGCAUUACUGGAGUUCGACUACUUUUACAAGCAUAUAUGGAAUAGCCAUUGCAGUCGUAUGGCUCCUAUGUGGUAUUUUAUAUGGACUAUUCGCUCUUUAUGGCCAUUUCAGAGCAGCUUGUGGAAUGGUUUUUGGAGGGAACAAAAUGUUCUACGUUAGAGCUGAGAAGAUCGUGGGCGUGGUUUCGGAUACAGCAAAUGAGGCGACAGACUCCAUAAGCCUCAUAAGUGGAGCAUUCAAGCACAUCAACAGCAGUUUGCUGCAAGUCGGUUCGAGCAAUAAAGCCACUGAGUUCCUUUACUCCACGACGCGCGAGCUUGAUGGUCGCUCAGCCGAGUUGCAGCAACAGGCCUCCCACAUAACAUACUUGAUCCGAAAGGGCCUUCACACAGUAUACGAUUAUUACAGCGACGGUUUCGGUAAUUUUGAUCUUUGUAGUUGCUUUACUUGCCUUGUCGUGAUUUGCUGGAUUUUUGUGACCAUCACGUGGUUGUUCUUCGGGGUGUACUUCUUCUUCGACAACUUAGCAGGAGACACAUGCACAGCGUUGGAAGGGUUCGAAAGGGAUCCUUACAACAACAGCCUUAGCGCAGUUCUGCCUUGCGACAAACUGAGAUCUGCCCAGUCAGUCCUCAUCAAUGUCGGCAAAGGCAUACACGAUUCUGUCAACAAGGUGAAUGAAAACAUAACAGCUUCAUACGGCGACAUUCUGCAGUUCUGCAAUCCCUUCGCCUCUGCACCUAUGUACGAUUACGAGCCAUGGAACUGUCCCCCCUCCUCUACCAAAAUCGGAGACAUCCCACGGGUACUAAGAAUGGUAGCUUGUCCGGACGACGAGGUAAAAACUUGCAAUGGAGGAAUCAUGAUCCGAGGCACCUACUUCAGGAUGGUGCAAGCAUACUCAGUUGCAAUACAAAGGCUGCUCGACGUAUACCCUGAGAUGGAAAACAUAAUCGAAUGCCGGCUAAUCAAAGAUGCCUUCUCCAAGAUCCUCGACAAUCAUUGCAAGCCCUUGAAAAAAUCACUACAUAUGAUAUGGGGAUCGUUUGUAGCUCUCUCGAUUGUGCUCAUGGUUUUGCUUAUCAUUUGGAUCGCGGCAGCUCAUCGCCAUCAAGAUCAGACCAGCACUCGUCCGCGGGCUCUUUGA